Messenger RNA from Cyprinus carpio (common carp), 4121 nucleotides. RefSeq names its product argonaute RISC component 1 (gene ago1). The record is from RefSeq and is a predicted model, not a curated record. NCBI's taxonomy places the organism in Eukaryota, Metazoa, Chordata, Actinopteri, Cypriniformes, Cyprinidae. Gene Ontology annotation, molecular function: RNA binding; protein binding.
ACACUAAAAGAAUCUCAGCAGUGGGAGGAGAAGCAGCAGCAGAAGAAGAAGAAGAAACGGGCUCUCGGUCUGUGGGGGGUCACGGACGGGCUGAGCGUUUUUGUUCCGCUGGUGGAUCCUGCGUAAACGGUGAGCAGGAGGCACAACGACCCGAACCAGAGCAGCCCGACCCGGAAAGAGCCCGGAGGAGCGGGUCGUCACGGAUCGGAACUAAGGCGCUUUUGUUUCUCUCUCAACUCCUGCGGGUUUGUGGGCUCCAGUGGCGGCGCGGAGACGAUCCCGCUCGCCCAGGGAAGGACGCUGGAAGUCGGGGACGCUUCCAGACUGCAGGGCCGGUCGCCGUGGCGAUUGAGCAUCCGGAAUUCUGUGAACCCUUUGCGGCUCAGUGGAUGGGAUGGAGCCGGGACCCUCUGGCGCUGUGCCCAUCGGGCCGUACCCCCCACCCCUGCAGCAGGUGUUCCAGGCGCCCCGCAGGCCGGGCUUGGGCACCGUCGGCAAACCCAUCAAGCUGCUCGCCAACUACUUUGAGGUGGAAAUCCCAAAAAUGGAUGUGUACCACUAUGAAGUGGACAUCAAACCUGAUAAAUGUCCUCGACGGGUCAACAGGGAGGUUGUGGAGUACAUGGUCCAGCAUUUCAAACCGCAGCUCUUUGGUGACCGAAAGCCAGUGUAUGAUGGGAAGAAGAAUAUCUACACUGUUUUAGCGUUACCUAUAGGCAGCGAAAAGGUUGAUUUCGAGGUGACCAUCCCUGGCGAGGGGAAGGAUCGCAUCUUUAAAGUGUCCAUUCGCUGGCUGGCCAAAGUGUCGUGGCGGCUGCUGCAGGAGACGCUGGUCAGCGGACGUCUGCAGGUCCCGCUGGACUCUGUCCAAGCCCUUGAUGUGGCCAUGAGACACCUGGCCUCCAUGAGGUACACUCCCGUGGGACGCUCCUUCUUCUCCCCUCCUGAAGGCUACUAUCAUCCUCUGGGUGGAGGCAGAGAGGUGUGGUUUGGCUUCCAUCAGUCUGUCCGGCCGGCCAUGUGGAAGAUGAUGCUCAACAUCGAUGUAUCUGCAACGGCUUUUUAUAAAGCUCAGCCUGUCAUUGAGUUCAUGUGUGAAGUUCUGGACAUCCGUAACAUCGACGAGCAGCCGAAGACGCUCACCGACUCGCAGAGGGUUCGUUUCACCAAGGAGAUCAAAGGUCUGAAGGUGGAGGUUACACACUGUGGUCAAAUGAAAAGAAAGUACCGCGUCUGUAACGUCACACGACGUCCUGCUAGCCACCAAACGUUUCCGCUGCAGCUUGAGAGUGGACAGACGGUGGAAUGUACCGUGGCUCAAUACUUCAAGCAGAAGUACAGCCUGCAGCUCAAAUACCCCCACCUGCCCUGCCUACAGGUGGGCCAGGAGCAGAAACACACCUACCUGCCCCUGGAGGUGUGUAAUAUUGUAGCAGGGCAGCGGUGCAUCAAGAAACUGACAGAUAAUCAAACCUCCACCAUGAUCAAAGCCACAGCGCGAUCCGCACCAGACAGACAGGAGGAGAUCAGCAGACUGAUGAAGAAUGCUAACUUUAAUCUGGAUCCCUACAUUCAAGAGUUUGGAAUCAAGGUGAAGGACGACAUGGCGGAGGUGACGGGGAGAGUGCUUCCCGCUCCCAUCCUGCAGUACGGCGGUCGGAAUCGUGCCAUUGCGACUCCCAACCAGGGUGUGUGGGACAUGAGGGGAAAGCAGUUCUACAACGGCAUCGAGAUCAAAGUGUGGGCCAUCGCUUGCUUCGCUCCGCAGAAACAGUGUCGGGAAGAGGUGCUCAAGAACUUCACGGACCAGCUGCGUAAGAUCUCAAAGGACGCUGGGAUGCCGAUCCAGGGUCAGCCGUGUUUCUGUAAGUACGCACAGGGAGCCGACAGCGUGGAGCCCAUGUUCAGACACCUGAAGAACACCUACUCCGGACUGCAGCUCAUCAUCGUCAUCCUGCCCGGAAAAACCCCCGUCUACGCGGAGGUGAAGCGUGUGGGAGACACUCUUCUAGGAAUGGCCACUCAGUGUGUUCAGGUGAAGAACGUGGUGAAGACCUCACCUCAGACGCUCUCCAACCUCUGCCUCAAAAUCAACGUCAAGCUCGGCGGCAUCAACAACAUCCUGGUGCCUCAUCAACGAUCGGCAGUGUUCCAGCAGCCAGUGAUCUUCCUCGGAGCAGAUGUCACUCACCCGCCGGCUGGUGAUGGGAAGAAGCCGUCUAUUACUGCUGUGGUGGGCAGUAUGGACGCUCAUCCCAGCAGGUACUGCGCUACAGUACGAGUACAGCGGCCCAGACAGGAGAUCAUUGAAGACCUGUCGUACAUGGUGCGAGAGCUACUCAUCCAGUUCUACAAAUCCACCCGCUUCAAACCCACCAGAAUCAUCUUCUACAGGGACGGUGUACCAGAAGGACAGUUACCGCAAAUCCUGCACUAUGAGCUGCUGGCCAUCAGAGACGCCUGCAUCAAGCUGGAGAAGGACUACCAGCCGGGCAUCACAUACGUAGUAGUGCAGAAGCGUCACCACACCCGCCUCUUCUGCGCUGAUAAAUCUGAAAGAAUCGGGAAGAGUGGGAACAUUCCAGCAGGAACUACGGUCGACACCAGCAUCACGCAUCCGUUCGAGUUUGAUUUCUACCUGUGCAGUCAUGCAGGUAUUCAGGGCACCAGCCGACCCUCACACUACUACGUCCUGUGGGACGACAAUCGCUUCACGGCUGACGAGCUGCAGAUUCUCACCUACCAGCUGUGCCACACAUACGUGCGGUGCACCCGCUCCGUCUCCAUCCCAGCGCCUGCGUACUACGCCAGACUCGUGGCUUUCCGUGCCCGAUACCAUCUGGUGGAUAAGGAGCAUGACAGCGGAGAGGGCAGUCACGUCUCUGGACAGAGCAACGGUCGGGAUCCUCAGGCCCUGGCCAAAGCCGUGCAGAUCCACCACGACACCCUGAGGACCAUGUACUUUGCCUAAGCAGAUCUUUGCCACACGUCACCGGACCAUCACACACCCCUCGAGCCACUUCACAGGGUCCUACCAGCCCCACAAAGCCCACAGAACCCAACAUGGAGGCUCACACUUUGAGUUCUGUUGAAUCUGAUUGAACUAUGUUCUUUUUUUUUAUUUAAUUGUGUAUUAUCGUAUACUACCUUCGCACUCCCACAUGUACGUAUGUAUGCAAUAUGGAGGGAAGGAACGCAGACGAAGCUGACGUUUUGUAUGCCACCACAAAGCUGCCUCUGAACCUGACGCCACAUUUCAAACUCCCCAAGUGGAGGAAUUGUUGUUACUUACUCGUUAUUUUUAUCGUUGUGGAAUUUUCUUUUUAAAUGUUUAUUUUUGUGAAUGACAUGGUACAUUAGCACUUAGUUUUAGCUGAAAGACACCACAGGCCCAGCGUUUACAUGUCGCAGGUAGAGAUCGACUGUAGCGUAAGACGCAGAUGCAGGUGUCUCGGAUCGAUUUUAGAAUCGCCGUUAGUUAAAGAGUGGCCAUAUUAGCAUAACGAUAGAUGGACCACUGAGUGCUCACUGCAUUUGCACUCUCGCAUCAGCAUAACUCCGAAACCAGCAUUAUGCACCAGCCAAACACCAUGCCACCUGGUGAAAAGGGCCCUCGUCUGUAAAACAUGCGUUUUACUGCACUUGAAAAAGAUGAUUUUGCUCAGUUUUUUUUUUUUUUUUUUUUUUACUUCCAGUGCACAUAAAUCUUCCUGAACUUACAGGAAUAGUUCACCCAACAAUGACGAUUUUUAAAAAAAUCAUUUAUUCACCCUUGUGUCAUUGCAAACCCUGAAUUUUUUUCUUCCAUGAAACAGAGCGAGCUGUUUUCAGUGCAGCACUAGAGGGUGAUUUAUACUGUAAAGUGCCAUGUAAAUGUAUAAAAAUAGCCUGCAUGACUUACAUAUUAUAAUCCAAUCUUUCUGAAGUCAUAUUUUAGAUUUGUGUAAGAAAAAGACACAAAUUUACGUUAUCGUUCACUAUUUUUAAACUUUGCUUAUUGUGUUUUAAAUGUGUCUGUAAAAGAGAUUUGUAUGGGUCAAAAUUAUUGAUUUUUCUUUUAUGACAAAAAUCAUUAUGGCAUUUAGUAAAAAUCAUGUUCCAUGAAUAUAUUUUGUAAAUUU